AUGUCGAAGCUAAUUGUUGUUUUUGGUGUCACAGGCACACAGGGAUCGUCUGUAGCCGAAACAUUCCUGAGGCUUCCCGGCUGGCGCGUUCGCGGCACCUCACGAAACCCACAAAGCGAAACCGCCCAGGCCAUGGCGGCCAAGGGCGUCGAGGUGGUCCAGGCCGACUUCAACAACCAAGCGACGCUGGCGCCGGCCCUCGAGGGCGCGGCCGUGAUCUUCUGCAACACGGACUUCUUCGUCAACAUGCUGGACGCGCUCAAGCCGGGAGCGGCCCCCUUGCCCGCGGGCUGCCGCAGCGUCAACGAGCACGCCUACCACGUCGAGGUGGCGCAGAACGUGGCCGUGGCCGAGGCGGCCGCCACGUCUCCGUCCGUCAUGGCGACACUGGAGCGCUUUGUGCUCUCGUCGCUGAGCCACGCGUCCCGCUGGAGCAAGGGAGAAAUCACGUCCCUCUGGCACUACGACUCCAAGGCCGAGGUCGAACGCGUCAUUCGCGAGCGCUUCCCCGACCUGGCCGCGCGCAUGUCCACGGUGCAGAUUGGCCACUAUGUCGAGAACUGGCGGGCCCUGGCCCUCAUGGCGCCCCAGCGGCAGGACGAUGGGUCGUUUGCCGUGCUCCGGCCGCAUGCGCCCAACGUCGAUAUUCCCUUUGUCGUGGCCCGUCGGGACACGGGCGCCUUUGUCAAGGCGCUCGUGGACGCGCCGGCGGGAACGGAUCUGUUGGGCGCCUCGGAGAUCAUGACGUGGCCGAAAUGGUUGGAGCUCUGGGGCCGCAUCAAUGGUGUAAAGGCAAGUUUCAAGCAAGUACCCCAGGCAGACUUUUUCCAGUCUGUCCCAGAGCCGUUUUCCACUGAGCUGUGGGAUUCGCAUGCGUACUUUGAAAAGUUUGGACAUACUGGCGGUGAUCCAAAGGUUGUGACGCCGGAACAGCUCGGCAUUACUAAAACCUUGACGACAAUGGAGGAGUAUAUUCGAAGCGAAGACUGGUCAUCCGUGCUCGAGUCUUAG
This is a messenger RNA of Pestalotiopsis fici W106-1, 1011 nucleotides long. RefSeq lists its product as uncharacterized. Bases 1 to 1011 code for a protein of 336 amino acids. The transcript is spliced from 3 exons. The record is from RefSeq and is a predicted model, not a curated record. NCBI's taxonomy places the organism in Eukaryota, Fungi, Ascomycota, Sordariomycetes, Amphisphaeriales, Sporocadaceae.